Messenger RNA from Sclerotinia sclerotiorum 1980 UF-70, 189 nucleotides. RefSeq lists its product with no specific name. The transcript is spliced from 4 exons. Lineage: Eukaryota; Fungi; Ascomycota; Leotiomycetes; Helotiales; Sclerotiniaceae. The record is from RefSeq and is a predicted model, not a curated record. The coding region runs from base 1 to 189 and encodes 62 amino acids.
AUGAGUUGGGAAGAAUUAGAUCACAAAAAGAUUGACCACGCUGGUAAUGCUCGGUCUGUUCCUGCUUGGUUCUGUAAGAUGGAAACUUUCAUGCGCAGGAUCUAUGUACUUUGUUACCGUAUGGUUGAGACUAUUGGGAUAAGAAAGAAUUUAAGGACUAACUGGCGUAUGAUGACUGCAAAAUCCUAG